This is a messenger RNA of Geodia barretti, 1050 nucleotides long. The record is from the annotation of a GenBank genome assembly. Lineage: Eukaryota; Metazoa; Porifera; Demospongiae; Tetractinellida; Geodiidae.
AUGAAAGCGUCAUACUUCGGCUGCAUGGGAUAUUCGGAGCGGCAUUCGCUGCCUGGGGCCUGGCCGGUGGCGCCGGCGCACAUCGACCCGGAAGCCUCCGAGCGGUCCUACCGGGAGGGAUUGGCCGAAUGCGAGCUGGCUGAAUCGGUGGGUUUUGACUGGAUCAGCGUAUCGGAACAUCAUUACUCGGGCACCCGGCUCACCCCCAGUCCCGCCGUGAUGGCGGCCACCGUCGCCCAACGGUGUCGGGUGGCCAGGAUCGCCAUGCUGGGGCAGCUCUUACCCAUCAACAAUCCCGUUCGCGCCGCCGAAGAGAUCGGGAUGCUGGACAACUUGACCGGGGGACGGCUGGUAGUGGCGUUUAUGCGGGGCACUCCCAAUGAAGACGCCGUGCACGGUGUGGAUCGUGAGGAAGCGCGGUCGCGGUUGCUUGAAGGCAUAGAUAUCGUCCGCCACGCACUCACCGCCGCCGAACCAUUCGCCUGGCACGGGCAACAUUACGACUACGAGACCAUCGCAGUAUGGCCUCGUCCCAUUCAGGGGGUGUCGCUGCCCAUUUUCGUGGCCACCAGAAGCGAACCCACGGUUGCUCACGCCGCGUCCAACCGGCUGGGUGUAGCCGUUUCCUACGACCGCGCGGAGGAUAUGCAGCGGGUGACUGAGGCGUAUUUCCGCUGCUGUGAAGACGCCGGCUGGCAACCCACGGCCGAUAACAUUGCUUACCGGGGCGGCAUCUGUCUGGCCGAAACCGAUGCCCUGGCAGAAGAAAGACGCGCAUUGAUUUUGGAAGCUGCAGCGGGGGCAUCUCAGAAUGCUUCGGUUACCCCAGGCCGGGCAACCGCGUCCGAACUUCCAGAUGGGCCGCCCGAUGGGCGUGUGGGGUUAGCCAACCCUCCCCAGACCAACGUCAACCGGGGCAUCGGGUUCAUGUUGAACUUCGUGGGAAGCCCGACACGGUGGUGGAACAGCUGCGGGAAUAUCACUACCGUUGCAGUGUUGGGGUGGUGGAUCUGGCUUUCCAGCAGCCGGGACUACACCAUGAAACGGUGA